Molecule: messenger RNA, 1299 nt
Organism: Castor canadensis (American beaver)
Lineage: Eukaryota; Metazoa; Chordata; Mammalia; Rodentia; Castoridae
Product: coiled-coil domain-containing protein 121
Source: RefSeq, a predicted model, not a curated record
AUGGGGUCCCACGGGCAGGGCUCCCGCACCUCCCUAAGCAGGUCAGAGAGUCUCACUAAUAACUCUGAAAGGGUGAGGACCAGAGUUGCUGAACAACCAACUAAGGUCACCCAGGCGAUUAGACCGCGCAGGGCUACCGUGACCUUGUGCGACCUCCGCACAAGGAGGUCUACAGAACCGCAUUCUCUACGGGUUGGAGAAACAUCGGCAGCUGCGCCCAAGGUCCAGAUGGUCCGGGAGUGGCUGACCCCCUCCACCAGUGCUCGCUCCUCGGCGCUGACCCUUCGCCAGCUCCAGGGUGGUCCUAGAGAGCUCUGGAAUCCCAAGAGCCCCGCGGCCCAGAGCCCCAGAGGUCCCUCCCCACGGUCACCCUAUCUCACUAUUUUAAAUGACUAUUUCAAGCCUGAGAAGCUGACAAAGAAGGAGAACAGAGUAAAGGGAAGGACAAUAGUGGCACUGAAGGAGCUGACCAAGGAGAGGAAAGAAGCCCUGUCCAGGCAGAAACUCCUGCUCCAUGAGUACAGGCAGCUGCACGACGAAAAGGACCAAGUCCAGGCUGAGAACAAGGCCUUUGUGGCAUACCUGGACGAAAAGAAUGAGCAAUGCAGAAGGAAACACGAGGAGCUGUGGAUGGAUUAUUUCCGACAAUGUAGGGACAUAGAACAACAGAGACAAGCAUUAACCUCCAGAUUAAACCAACGAAAUGCUGACCUCAAAGCUCAGCUCUUGCAGGGCAGGAAGACCCAGUCAGAUAUAAAGCGUCAGUUGAGGGCAGUGAAGGACAUUUGGCUAAUAAAGGAAAACCAGGAUAUGAAAAUAGAGACCUUACGGAAGGAGAAAGAGAAAGUCCUGUUUGAGACAGCCAUCAAGGACCAGGACGCACACUUCUACUUUCUGCGAGAGAAGAAACUCCUGGAGAAACAACUGAAUGAACUAGAACUGAUGGAGUUGGGAGAGAGCCAAACAAGGGAGCUGAGGAAGAAGGCCAAAGCCUUGGAGUUGACAGCCAAGAAAGCUCAUGUGGAGUUCUGUCGUGGCAUCAACAAGGAGAGCCAUGAGCUACGGGAGGAAUUACACCAGCUAACCCAGGAAUACAAGAAGGUGGAAGCUACAAGGACCCGGUUGGAAAGGCAGAAGCAGCAACUGAAGGAGGAACAGUGGUAUCAAGAAGCCUUAAUCAAGGGGAGGCAACGACUGCAGGCACUGCGUGAGCAUCCUCCAGCCCCCAAAGAACAGGUUGCUGCAAAGGUCACACAAAGUCGUCCUUUCCGCCCCCAAACAAAAAUAAAUACAAAGUAA